This is a messenger RNA of Theileria annulata, 3198 nucleotides long. Its product is annotated as calcium-dependent protein phosphatase, putative. The coding region runs from base 1 to 3198 and encodes 1065 amino acids. The transcript has a single exon. Gene Ontology annotation, molecular function: protein serine/threonine phosphatase activity; calcium ion binding. The record is from RefSeq and is a predicted model, not a curated record. Gene Ontology annotation, cellular component: nucleus; cytoplasm. NCBI's taxonomy places the organism in Eukaryota, Apicomplexa, Aconoidasida, Piroplasmida, Theileriidae.
AUGGAUAACUAUAAAUUAAAGUCUUUCGGUUCAGAAGAAUUUUCCGCAAAACUUGUACCUCUACACACUCAAGAUGAUAAACUACAUCAAAAGUAUAAAAAUGCUGGUAAUAAUUGUGAUAAAUUAAACCCUUUUGAUGAGAAAGAACUCAAAAAGACCUCGGAUUACAAUGAUUUGUCCAAAUCUCCAACAUCAUUUAAUAGAUGGCUAUCUCAAUCAGCUCUGCUUGAUGACCUUGCAAGAGAUAAUUCAUCGCCUAAUAAAGAUAGUUUUCAUUUUUUAAAGGAUAAACUGACAAAUUUAGACGAAGAUUCUAGUGUUUUUGAUGAUUUAUAUGAUGAGUACGCGCUAUUUUUUGAUAAAUCCAAGGGAAAGGAACACAACAAUCCUGUUUUAACAUAUGUUCUAUCCAACUCUGGUGAAGAGAAUAAGAAAGCAGAUGAUAAAAUGUUAUCUGAAUUUACUAAUUUCAAACAAAAAUACUUUGAAUUACUGGACAAAUCAGCAAAUAAGUCAAGGCUUAAGAGAGCACUUCUCACAGUAUUGUUCAACCAUUACGGGUCCUCAAGAAUUUUUAAGUACAUGACAUAUGAUGAAUACGUGUCAAUGGUUAAAACACAUAAGGUUUUCCAAGAUGAAUCAACAUCUAAAUUCAUGUUUCAAACCAUGGAUAGGAAAAAUAACCUAAUGAUAACACUUAACGAAUUCGUUUCGGGAAUGUUGUCAUGUUCUCCUGAGUGUGAAAAUAAUUUGAACUCUGCGUCGGGAAAGCUGAGGCUACAGCACGUUUUUAGAGCAUAUGAUUCAGAUCGACGAGGAUAUUUGGAUAAAAAUUCACUUGAAUUGAUGUUUGAGCAUUUAUCCCAAGGUUCAGGAAAUGCUUAUAGCUCAGAUGAAAAAACAGCAUUUUCAGAGAAACUUCUCAAUAUGUUUAACGGAAAAUUGAGCUAUGAUUCAUUUUAUUACUGUGUAGAAAAUGGACUCAUGAAACACACGAACCUUCUCUUUAGAUCAAAACAUGAUAUGGCAAGUUCAUUUAAGGAUUUUAUCUCAAACGCUUUACUUAAUUUCACUAAAAACAAUGCUUUUGAUAGUCCAAAUUUGUCAAGCAAUAGCGUGUUUGAUACUGAAAGAUCGGUUAGAAAGAGUUCACCUGAAAAAUUUUCUCAUCGCACAACUCAACUAAAGAAUCUUUCUGAAAUGAGUAAUACUUACUAUUCAUAUAAUACCCAGAACCUGACAUUCUCAUCGUCGACCAAAACGUCACUGUGGAGCCACACGCCAAGAGCAUACUCUGAGUUCACACAUAAUAAAUCACCAAGUAAGGAUUAUGGCUCAAGCUUCGAUAGUAACAUUUACACAUCUGCAUUUUCGCCACCAAAAUCUACCACAAGUAGACUUGAGGAACUUUCUAAAUUAUAUGGAGAUAAACCAUACGGUGAAGAGAAUGCAGAGAAUUUUGCUAAUAAAACCCCAACAAAUGAACUGUCGCCCUUAAAAUUGGAUAAAUUCGAGUCUGAGGAUAUUUUCGAACCCCAAAAUGUUAAACCAAAUGAAGACACUUUUGUAAAAUCUCCACCAAAACAAGAACUAUUAGAUGACGCAUUAACGUUUAAGUUACCAGAAACAUCUGAUAAAAAUGACAAGUUAGAUCAACUUUUGGACAAAUUUAAUCAUCCAGAAAAGACUGAUUUAGAAGAAAUGGAACCCAAUAGGCUUUUGAAUCUUGAAGGCGUAGAAUCAUUUGAUGAUGUUUUGGAGGAUGACGUUCAACUUCAAGAACAAUACAAGGAAAUGAGUGACUUUUUUGUUUCACUAGAGAGCGUUGAGGAUUUAAUUGAAGAUAAGGCCUGUGAACUAAAUGAAAAUUUUAAAGCUGAUGAUACUUUUAAUUACAAAUUUGAUGACGUAGACCAUAAACUUGACUUUGAAAAUUCUAAUAAAUUUGAUGAUAAAGAAAAGCCGUUUGAACUAAUGAAAUUGAUGACAUUUGGAGAACAAUCUAAUACAAAUGAAGAUAAGAACACAUGUAAUGUAUUACAAAGUGAACCGACAUCUGAUUUGUCUCCAGAUUCUAAAACUCCGUUAAUGGAUUUAACGCUCCAAACUCUAACAAAUCUCCUUUCUAAUAAAUACAAAUCCAAAUUUUUAGUUUUUAAAGGAUUAUUGGUUGAUGAUUCAGCAGCCAAAUUGGUUUUAAAAAACUUUAUGUCCCACACGUUUGGCGAAUCUACUGACCACAGCACCUUUAAGUGGUGCACAUAUACCGAUAUUGUCAACCUUUGUGACUCAGUUUGUUACAUUCUUAAAAAAGAAAACCCUGUGCUUAACUUAAAUGGAGAAUUCCAAGUCUAUUCAUCACUAAAUGGAGACCUUUCAUGUCUACUUGACCUCUUUAAUGCAUUCGGUUGGCCAAUGACCAAUAAAAAGUCGGUUGACGAACUCGUUAAAAAUGGAACCUUGAAUUUUAAAAACAACACUUGGUUCCAGUUCAAAAGUUCGUAUAUCUUUUUUGGCGGUUUCGUCUCUGAGCUCAGUUCAUUCUGUUUAGAGUUUGUGCUUUUGUUAUUUUCAUUGAAGGUACUGUUUCCCUUCCACGUAUAUUUUUUAAGGUCCCCAAAGGAUGAAAGGGAUUACACAAAUAAUGUAGGAUUUUAUGACGAGAUAUAUAGGAAACUAUCCACAAAUUAUGAGUCACUAAAGCUUCCCAAUGAGGAGACUUUGCUACUACAGUGCUCAAAGGAACUUUUCCACAGAAUUAAUGACGUUUUCGAAUACAUGUCUCUAUGUGCAGUUCUAAACCAGGAGAUACUUUGUGUUGAUAAGUUGACUAAUAAGUUUAGCCUUUCCAAGUUAGAGGAAUUAAAUAAACCUCUAAAUCAACGAAAUUUUAAUAAAGAGGUCUACGAAUUGCUCUUUGAUAAUAAUUCCAGUGAAAAGACUAAAAACAAAGAUUGUUUAGUCCAAGAUACUGGUGGAUAUGAUUCCAUGGAUGAAAAUGACUUUGAUCUGGGUGAGUCGAAAAACUUUAACAUUGUCAUUUGUUCAUCUGACUCUCUAGAUUCAGGCUUCAAAUACACGUUCAAUAACAAGGUUCUUCUCUUAUCAACCAAUUUCAUUAGGAAGAACCAAGAAAGGGUCGCCACUCAUCUCUCUAUAGACAAGAAAAAACUGACUCUUAAGUCACUUAAGCUUUAA